AUGAUCCUGGUGCAGUCGUCGAGAUGGCCUGCGACGAUCAUUACACGUCCGGUCGGGUCCGAUUUCCCCGCGCUUCGACUCGCGCCACCACGGACGAGACGACGGCUUGUCUCAGCUGUUUCGAACGGAGGAGGAGAGAGAUCCGAUGACUGUUCGGUACGAAACAAACGCGCGUAUCUCAUCCGAUCACUGACCACCACAACAAACGCAGUGGUCAAGGCAAUCGAAUCGUUCGCCGAUUUCAAGACGAUUAUCAACUCGGACAAGAUCGUCGUCAUCGACUUUUGGGCCACAUGUAUGUUUGCACACGAAGAGUGGUUACGUCGUUGUCGAUGGGGUCGUAGCUGACUUUAUGACCCUUGCUGCGGGCAUCGCCUACAGGGUGCGGGUGAGUGUCGAGAUGCCAGCAGGGAACGGGUGGGUUAACUUUGGCAUUGUCCGCUUUUACUGACGUGGUUCUACUUUUGGACUCUGCCGUCAAUCCCACGCUAUAGACCGUGGUAAGUAUCGGGAAGUGAGAAGGUCCACUCGGUCUCGCGAUCCUGAACUGAUGCGCAUUGCUUUCCCGUCCGCGUGCCAACAGCAAGGUCAUCUCGCCCGUCUUUGAGCAACUCGAAAAGGAGCACCCCAACCUCGAGUUCUACAAGGUCGACGUAGACACCCAAGAGGUGCGUGAUUUGGAUGGGCUUAUCGACGCAUGAUCUGAACCAGCGGAACUGACUUUGCUGCUCUGAUCGACAUUUAGGAUAUCGCGUCCGAGUGCGCGAUCAAAGCGAUGCCGACGUUCAUAUUCUUCCAGAACGGCGAGAAGAAGGGCACCGUCGUCGGUGCGGCCAAGGACAAGCUUGUCGUACGUACCAAUCCCAGAAGUCGUCGUUUCGCCCAUCAAUUUCAGUUGCUGACCUCUUGGACGCGCCUUCCUUUUCAUACCGGAUAGGCCGCUCUGCAAAUGCACUCCGAGUCCGCUUAA
Microbotryum saponariae is the source of this 970-nucleotide messenger RNA. The record is from the annotation of a GenBank genome assembly. Lineage: Eukaryota; Fungi; Basidiomycota; Microbotryomycetes; Microbotryales; Microbotryaceae.